AUGUCUACUCUCUCAACCUCCUUCGCUCGUUCCGGAGACCAGCCGGCGGUGAUCGUUCCUGGGAAACCCACACCGUUCGUUGCAAGUUACGCCACGCUCAACGCCGACAUUGCGACUUUUCAAGAGAAGCUGGCGAAGCUGGGCGUUGCUCACGGUGCAGCUGUAUCCAUUGCCUUGACCAAUUCUUAUGAAUUCAUCGUUUCGUUCCUUGCUACGUCGUGGCAGCGAGCCAUUGCUGCACCGCUCAAUCCAGCCUACAAGCAAGAUGAAUUCGAAUUCUACAUUGAUGACCUGAGCUCUUCUUUGGCGCUGGUGCCGAAGGGUGCAUAUGCGCAGACCAGUGCUGCGGUGAGAGCUGCAAAGAAGUAUAAUGCUGCAAUUGCGGAAUGCUACUUUGAUGGAUCCCGAGUGGUAUUGGAUGUGAAAGAGAACGGCAAGCUGGCCGGGAAAGGAGGCAAGGAGGUUCAGACUGCUCAGCCGGACGAUACUGCGCUGGUUCUUCAUACGAGUGGAACGACCGGUAGACCCAAGGCUGUGCCACUCACACAUCAAAACCUCACCAGGACAAUGAAAAACAUUCAGGCCACUUACACCCUGACUGGCAACGAUCGGACCUUUCUCGUAAUGCCACUCUUCCAUGUUCACGGCCUGCUCGCUGCUUUCCUGGCCCCAUUGCAAUCUGGCGGAUCUGUUGUUGUGCCUCCCAAGUUCUCAGCCUCUGAAUUCUGGUCAGAUUUCAUUGAAUACAAGGCCAAUUGGUACACGGCGGUACCAACCAUCCACCAAAUUCUGCUGAAACACACACUUCCAUCCCCCAUGCCCAAGAUCCGGUUUAUUCGGUCCUGCUCUUCACCACUAUCUCCCAAAACAUUCCACGAACUAGAACGUGCAUUCAAAGCCCCCGUGCUUGAAGCAUAUGCCAUGACGGAAGCGUCACAUCAGAUGACAAGUAACCUACUCCCACCAGGUAAAAGACAGCCAGGAAGCGUUGGUAUCGGCCAAGGCGUGGAUGUACGUAUUCUGGAUAACGAUGGCAAGGAAGUGCCCCAAGGAUCCGAGGGAGAGAUUUGUGUGCGUGGAGAGAACGUCACCAAGGGCUACCUCAAUAAUCCCGCUGCCAACAAGUCGUCGUUUACCAAGGAUGGCUUUUUCCGAACCGGUGACCAAGGGAAAAAGGACGAGGAUGGCUAUGUCUUUAUUACCGGCAGAAUCAAGGAGCUGAUCAACAAGGGUGGUGAGAAGAUUAGCCCCAUCGAGCUGGACAAUGUUAUUGCUCAGAACCCACACGUUGGGGAGGCCGUAUCAUUUGCUAUUCCGGAUGCCAUGUACGGAGAGAACAUCGGAGUGGCCGUUGUCCUGAAGAAGAAAGGAAGCAUAUCUGAAGACCAGCUGAAAUCGGAGAUUGCUCAAAAGGUCGCCAAGUUCAAAGUUCCCCAGAGGAUAUGGAUUCUUCCCGAAAUCCCAAAGACUGCCACAGGCAAGAUCCAGCGCCGUAAAGUUGCAGAGGCGAUGCUCAAGAAGGAUUCGCCCUCUCCAAAGCUUUAA
Messenger RNA from Arthroderma uncinatum, 1545 nucleotides. Its product is annotated as peroxisomal-coenzyme A synthetase. Bases 1 to 1545 code for a protein of 514 amino acids. Gene Ontology annotation, molecular function: medium-chain fatty acid-CoA ligase activity. The record is from RefSeq and is a predicted model, not a curated record. Gene Ontology annotation, biological process: fatty acid metabolic process. The transcript has 5 exons. Lineage: Eukaryota; Fungi; Ascomycota; Eurotiomycetes; Onygenales; Arthrodermataceae.